Molecule: messenger RNA, 1103 nt
Organism: Pangasianodon hypophthalmus (striped catfish)
Lineage: Eukaryota; Metazoa; Chordata; Actinopteri; Siluriformes; Pangasiidae
Exons: 2
Coding region: 155-898 (247 amino acids)
Source: RefSeq, a predicted model, not a curated record
AGGGGGAAGGUCGUUGUUAUAAUCAUCGCCGCUGACAGUGAAAAGGUCAUCGCUAGCGAACCCGGCGUUGUUAAACUCCACGGUACCAGCAUCAACUCGUGUGAGAAACUUUAAUAAAAAAAAAUUAAACAUUUAAACCACUCUGAGUGUCAGAAUGGAGGUGAUUGAGUCGAUAGUCACGGACAGCAUCGAGGUGGAAAAUUCAACCAGCACAAUUUCAACGUCGAAAACAGAGUUUGUGUGGACGUUGCAGGCCACGUGGCACUUGGUGCGCGUUCGUCUGGACAUGGAGCCGGAGUUCGAUCAGCCCGUGUGUAAGAAGAAGAGGCUGUGGGAGAGCGUGGCCGAGCGAGUGACGGCGAGGUUAAGAGCCGAGGGCUACGCGGACGUCCCGGCCCGAGCCUUCGAGUGCGACCUGAAGUGGAGGAACAUGUUAGCGACGUACAGGAAGAACGCAGAGCGCGCUAAGCGCCUCGGAGCGCACGGCGUGCACUGGGAGUUCUUCAGGGCCAUGCACGAGGUUCUCGGCCGCAGCUACGAGGAGAUCGAGGCUCAGCGCAAAGCCAAGCUGAGCAACACCAAGCUGGGGAAAGCCAUGGCGAGUAAACGCUACACGCCCAUCCUGCCCACGCCCGCUCUCACGCCCCCCGCCCCAAGCCCCGCCCACAGCCCCGCCCCAAGCCCCGCCCGGCCUCCCCAGGACGUUCUGCAGCUGUACCUGGAGCUCCAGGAGCGCAAGCUGAACAUGUGGGCUCAGCAGAAAGCACUGGAGGAGAGGAAGAUCGAAGCCAUCAACAACCUGGCGCGUGCCAUCAGCAGCCUGGCGCAGGACGCAGCGACCACGCCCAAAAACGCCGCCGUCUCAGACUCACUCGCUUCCCUUUCCUCUCAGCGUUAAACACUCAGACUCGUUUAUUCCUUUAUGGGUUUGGAAUCACGACUCGGAUCCUCAGCUCCAGUAUUUUACUUCCUGAUUCAGCUGCUCAAGAGUGUGUGUGUGCGCGCGCGUGCGUGAGAGAGAGACACACACCUCAAAUAAAUUCCAGGAAGAAAUAUCAGCUUGCGUAGUAUUUCCAGAACAUUCUAAUAAAUUAUCAACUUCA